This is a messenger RNA of Seminavis robusta, 951 nucleotides long. The record is from the annotation of a GenBank genome assembly. NCBI's taxonomy places the organism in Eukaryota, Bacillariophyta, Bacillariophyceae, Naviculales, Naviculaceae.
AUGACGAACGACGAAAUCCAAGUUACUACAAGUGGCCGAGGCAACUCUAUGCUCUCGUUUUGGACGUAUCCUGUGGUUUGGAUGGUUCGUGGAGCCUUUUUCGUUUCGUGUUUGGCCAUGUUGCACUGGGCUGCAGGGCACACGACUUCGGGGAAAGUCUUGAUGGAGAAGGGCGCCAGUCAUUCUCCUGUGGACAAUAACCACAUUACUACAUCUCUACAUGAAGCUGCUGUCAAUGGUCAUGUCAGUGUGAUAGAAACACUUCUGGAAAGUGGAGCCAAUGCAUCAUUGCCUUGUAGACUUGGUUUGACAGCCCUUCAUCAUGCUUCAUGGACGGGUCAUGUUGAUGUUGUCCAAGUAUUGCUAGGACAGGAUGGAGUGGAUGUAAAUGCAAAGGGACCGGUUGGUUAUACAGCUCUUCAUCAUGCUGCAUGGUUUGAUCAUGUUGAUGUUGUCAAAGCAUUGCUAGGGCAUGAUGGUGUGGAUGCAAAUGCAGAGUUAAUUGGUGGCGGGACUCCCCUCAAUUUGGCUGCACAGAAAGGCCACUUGGACAUUGUUACCACGUUGCUUGGACACGAUGGGGUGGAUGUCAAUGCAAAGGAUUCUUCUGGUAAAACACCCUUGGAUGUUGCUCAGAGUGGAUAUUUCACAGAUGUUGAGAGAGCCUUGAUUGCAGCAGGUGCUGUCACAAGUGGCAGUGAUGAGCUUUGACAUUGUCCUUCUUCUGGAAAUGCUUUUCACGUGGACAGUAUAGGGUUGCUUGGUGUUAUGUUGUUUGCCUGGUCGAUCAUCGGUCUGCACAUAUUGUUUGGCAUUGGGAGUUUCUACUUUUCCCAUACAAAUUGAAGGCGAGCUCGCACGGAAGUAGGAUUCGAUUCAGUGCUUCUUGCCCGCGGAACUAUUCCAUCGAGAUUUCUAUGAAUGAAUGAAUCUAAAUUUCAGUUUCUAAUC